This is a messenger RNA of Mangifera indica (mango), 1065 nucleotides long. Its product is annotated as nifU-like protein 3, chloroplastic. The transcript has 4 exons. Gene Ontology annotation, cellular component: chloroplast stroma; mitochondrion. The coding region runs from base 247 to 882 and encodes 211 amino acids. Gene Ontology annotation, molecular function: iron ion binding; iron-sulfur cluster binding. The record is from RefSeq and is a predicted model, not a curated record. Lineage: Eukaryota; Viridiplantae; Streptophyta; Magnoliopsida; Sapindales; Anacardiaceae. Gene Ontology annotation, biological process: iron-sulfur cluster assembly.
AUCCUUUUUCAUCUACAAAUCUGGUACACAUUUUAACAGAUUUAAUAUCCUGUAGCAUCAGCCAAUCAAAACCUUUCAUAUCACCGACUCCACCUUUCAAAGCCACUAAACCGACAAGAAAUCUCGAAUAACAAAUAUAUUCCAAACAAAGGCAACAAUUUCCCACUUCCUAGUUUCUGUUGUUGUGAAUAAGUUUUGCCAUUUGCUCCAUGGAAUUUCUUGGUCCUUGAUCAAAAAGCAGAAAAAAUGAAAGCACUUUUAUCCGUCUCUAAGAACCCCAUUUGUGAUUUCAGUGGCUUUUCCUCGAAGAACAGCCCUUAUCUCAGAGGUCAAUUUAGUGGUGGAUACAUUCUUGGAUUUAGCUUGAAUCGUGGACGGAGAAAACAUAAAGGACUUGUAGUUUCACCAAGCUGUGUCCUUCCUUUAACUGAAGAGAACGUGGAGAAAGUACUAGACGAGGUGAGGCCUGGGUUGAUGGCUGAUGGAGGAAAUGUAGCUUUACAUGAGAUAGACGGCCUCCUUGUGGUUUUGAAGCUACAAGGCGCCUGUGGGUCAUGUCCAAGCUCAACAAUGACUCUCAAGAAUGGAAUCGAAGCUCGUCUCCGGGACAAAAUACCGGAAAUUCUGGAAGUGGAGCAAAUCCUCGACACUGAAACAGGUCUUGAGUUAAACGAGGGAAACAUUGAAAAGCUUCUUGGGGAGAUUAGACCGUACCUUGCCGGCACCGGAGGUGGAUCACUUGAACUGGUUCAGAUUGAUGACUACGUUGUCAAAGUUCGACUCAGUGGUCCUGCAGCUGGAGUUAUGACUGUUCGAGUUGCUUUAGCACAGAAGUUGAGGGAAAAAAUACCUACCAUUGCCGCAGUUCAGUUGAUAGAUUGAUGAACAAUGAUGAGAAUCCUGAUCAUCAACUGUAAAUCAAAGAACAGACAAACAGUUUUAUACAAUUUUUAUGAUAGAAAUAGAAUUAUCAUGGAGACAUAAGUUUUUGUACCUGGAAAAUGCAUUUGUUGUAUAUUUAUUUCCACAACUUUAAUCCUAAAUAUAAUUUGUUGUCCCCGAUGA